AUGAAGGUCAACGGCCGAAGAUGCUUACUCACUGUUGCACUGCUCUUGUUUGGAGUCAGGGCAGCCGAAAUCGUCCCGGCUCCAAGAGGCAUGGAAGCUAUUCCAGACUCUUACCUCGUGGUGAUGAAGGAUGGGAUUUUAGCUAACGAGUUUGAUACUCAUAAGGAGUGGAUAGGUGGCCUUUUGCGCCAUGGUUCAGGGGCUAACGAAGCAGGCGAAGGCGGCUGGGGUGUACAGCAUACCUUCAACAUUGCAGGUUUGCAAGGAUAUAGCGGAAAUUUUGACAGGCAGAUUAUCCAAAAGAUUGCACAUCACCCCAAGGUGAAACAUGUCGAGCAGGACGCAGUGGUGAGAGCCCUGGGGUUAGUUACUCAGAAAGACUCUGGUUGGCAUCUAUCUCGAAUCUCUCACAAAAUACUUCCCCCCAAUCCUGAGUACGUGUACGAGGAGAGGGCAGGGAAGGAUGUUCAUAUAUACCUCCUCGACACAGGAGUUGACGGCACAAACAGCGGCCUGAGGGGCCGGGUCAUCCAGGGGAUCAAUACUACGCCUGAUGGAGACGGAGAUGAAAGCGGCCACGGCACUUCUAUAGCCGAGAUAAUGGCUGGAACAGUUCAUGGAGUCGCCAAAAAGGCCCUGGUGGUUAGUGUCAAGAUCUUGGGCAAUACAGGAUCUGGUACACUAUCAGGCAUUAUACAAGGCUUGGAUUGGAGUAUUAAUGAUGUUGCUAAGAGGGGCAUCGUUGGGAAAGCAGUCAUGAAUAUGAGCUUUGGUGGAUCUUACUCGUCGACUAUCAACCAGGCGACUGAAAAGGUGAUCAAGGCAGGAAUCUUUGUUGCAGCAUCAGUUGGUGCGGGAAACCGUGAUGCGAGCGGCGAAUCUCCUGUCUCAGCCAACGGCGUGUGUGCUGUUGCAGCCAGUACCAUCGCCGAUGGCCCAGCUCUAUUCAGUAGUUAUGGGCCCAUUGUUGACAUCUAUGCCCCGGGAACCAAUAUCACAACUAGGACCAACGGCGAUAGACUAGUGACAGUGUCUGGAAGCUCGUUUUCCACUGCCCAGGUCUCCGGAGUGGCUGCAUUUGCUAUUGAUAUAGGGGUGACCUCUGACAAAGUAUGCGAAACGAUAAAGAAACUCGCGCUCCCCUCUAUCCAGAACCCACGGCCAGGAACCACCAACCUUCUAUUGUACAAUGGUAGUGGCCGUUAG
Arthroderma uncinatum is the source of this 1206-nucleotide messenger RNA. RefSeq names its product subtilisin-like protease. The record is from RefSeq and is a predicted model, not a curated record. Gene Ontology annotation, molecular function: serine-type endopeptidase activity. Lineage: Eukaryota; Fungi; Ascomycota; Eurotiomycetes; Onygenales; Arthrodermataceae. Gene Ontology annotation, biological process: proteolysis. The transcript has 4 exons. Bases 1 to 1206 code for a protein of 401 amino acids.